AUGUGUGACGAAGAGUGUAAUGUUUUGAGGUGUAAAAAGUCUAGUACAAAGAGAAAAACUUUCGGUCGAAUAUCAGAAGUUAACAAGAAGAUAAAAGUACAAAGUCAUGAGAUGGGAGAAAAUUGUAAUUGUAAUCGGUACAAGUGUUUUGAUGUGGUAAAUCUAGAACAAAGAAACAAAAUUCUAAGAGAUUUUAACCUCCUGCAGACCCGUGAUGACCAAAAUUUAUAUUUGUGUGGUUUCAUCACAGUUUAUGAGGUACAACGAAGGCGUCCAAGAAAAGCCGAAGAUGAGGCAAAUUUACAUUCAGCAACCUAUGCAUACCGGAUUAGAAACACUGAAGAAGUCUUUGCAAGAAACUGGUCACAUACAUGCGGAAAUUGUGAUGAAUUUAAGGCUAAACUGAAGGGCUUAGAAGUAGACUUGAAGAGUGUAUCUAACAGUGAAGAAAAGGUUGUUAUUGAGAAGAAGAUAAAAGAUUUAGAAACUGAAAAUAAAGUACACAAGAUAAAAGCAGAGACAUUUUAUCGCAAAAAAAGGGAAAGCAGGAUUCACUGUCAAUCUUCUUUGAAAAGAGAGGCUAUCGCCAUGGAUUAUCAAAAGAAUUUGAGCAUGCCUAACAUAACCACUAACGAUACCUACUAUAAGAGACAGCUCACCUUCAAUACAUUAAACAUUCACGUCCUGGAUUCUUCAGAUUCCUUUUUUUACUGCUACGAUGAGACCAUAGCUAAAAAAGGAGCAGAAGAAGUUUGCUCUUUCCUACAUCAUUAUAUCUUUACAAAACUUAAUGCGAAUGUCAGAGAGUUAGUAAUAUUCUGCGAUUCAUGUGGGGGGCAAAAUAAAAACUAUUGCAUGUUCAGAUUUAUAAACUAUGUGGUUCACACAGCCGAACGUUUGGAUGUAAUAAAAAUGGUAUAUCCGAUUCGAGGUCAUUCGUACUUAGAAUGUGACAAAAACAUGGCACUUAUAAAUCAGAAGGCUCCUUGUGAAACAACAGAUGAUUGGAGAAAAGUAGUGUCCGAGUCAAGGCUAAAACCUACACCAUUUCGAGUUAUUGAUGUUGAUCGGCCUUUAGUCCGAUCUUGGACCAAGUUUUUGGCACCAAAGUAUAAAAAGACAUGCCCAUUUCUUUCUAGACCUAUCCGUGAAAUCAGAGUUGAGAUUACACAUCCCCGUCUUAUUUUCUACAGAGAUUCCUAUAUUGGACACUGGACUUCCUCUGCUAUGCUGGAUGCAAAGAGAAGGGUAAACACAUCAUCCGGUGAAGACUUCCCUAAUUCAGGAGAAUUUACUCUCCCUGACCAAGCUUACAAGGACAUUUUACCGAUCAGUAAAGCAAAAUUCCUGGAUAUACAGUCAUUAUCAAAAUAUUGUGGACUGACAGCAAAACAGUUUUUUUCAAACUUUAAGUACAAUAAUUAG
Messenger RNA from Pieris macdunnoughi, 1425 nucleotides. The record is from the annotation of a GenBank genome assembly. NCBI's taxonomy places the organism in Eukaryota, Metazoa, Arthropoda, Insecta, Lepidoptera, Pieridae.